UGAUAAGAAAAAAAGUAUGAUAAGAAAUGAUAUUUACCAAUCAAGGUUAGAACAAGAACGUCUUUUGGGAAGUGGGAACUAGUUUUUGAAGUGAAGGUUUAAAAAUGCUUUAGUUUUAAAGUUAAUUCAGCAAUAUUGUGCCAUAAUUCCCGAGUGUUUAUCGUGGUGGUGUCGAAUUACAUAAUUAAUAUCACAAAUCCUUACUAUUUUAGCAUAGUUUUUUGAAGGAAGAAAGUAGAAGAUUUCAGAAUGGACCCCGGGAAAGAAGUAAGAGUUUCGCAGUGGUAUUUUGGAGGCCUAGCUUCAGCUGGUGCAGCAUGUAUUACCCAUCCUCUAGAUCUACUCAAAGUUCAAAUGCAGACUCAAAAAGGAAAGAACAUAUCCAUGUUUCAACUAACAGGAAUAGUGUUGAGAAAUCAAGGAUUAAUGGGUCUGUAUAAUGGAAUAUCCGCAUCUCUUUUGCGACAACUUACAUAUUCCACUGCUAGAUUUGGAAUUUAUGAAGCUGCUAAACAGAGACUGGCUCCCAAAGAUGGAAAAGCAAUACCAUUCUACAUGUCAGCGUUUCUGGCUGGAUUGGGUGGGGCUGCUGGUGGAUUUGUAGGAAACCCUGCAGACUUGGUCAAUGUGCGAAUGCAAAAUGAUGUUAAAUUGCCACCAGAGCAACGAAGAAACUACAAGAACGCGGUGCACGGCCUAUAUCGCGUGCUAGCGGAAGAAGGGGUGAUGAGAUUAUGGGCUGGGGCGUCCAUGACAUGUAGCCGAGCUGUCCUUAUGACCAUAGGCCAGCUCUCGUUCUACGACCAAAUAAAAGCACUACUGCUGGCAUCCCCACAUUUCGGCGACAACGUCAUCACACAUGUGACGUCUAGUUUGCUGGCCGGCGCUAUUGCUACGACUCUCACUCAACCUGUCGACGUGUUGAAGACGAGGGCCAUGAAUGCUAAGCCAGGCGAAGUGAAGAGUAUUCUCUCGCUGGUCGCUAGCACCGCCAGGGAGGGACCCCUCGCCUUCUUCAAAGGUUACAUUCCAGCGUUCGUGAGGCUCGCCCCGCAUACCAUCCUUACAUUUGUAUUCUUAGAACAACUCCGAAUGAAUUUUGGCAUAAUCAAAGUACAUCUAUAGGAUGUAUUGCACAAAUGAUAGGUCAAAUUUUAGCUCCGGGUGGUGUGUAUAGUCAAAUGAUUAGUCUUGAGACUUCAAAUUUCCGUAACUUCUAACCUAGAUUAGGUUUUUGUGACUUUAUUUUGCUAUAAAUAUUUACAUAUUUUUUAAUCUUUACAAGAACAAAGUAUUUAUUAUGAAUGACAUUAUCUGAUAUUGCAGUAGAAAAUGGGCUUUUAGUUUUGCGUCUUAAACUAACAUUCUUUUUGUUUGCAAUUAUUAUUAACAAUCGACAAUUGUGAUAUAAAUUAACAUUAACUCUAUUAAUUCCAUUAAUGAAAUACCAAUGUGUAGGUAUAUAAAAUGUACCAUUUAGGUUAUGGUAUUUAUAAAAAAGAAAUUAAAUUUCUUUUAGGUUUUGUGCAAACGUGCGACUACUGGCUGUCCUUUGGCGCCCUUUGGCGACACGACUUUGAUAAUUUAUAGGGUUCUGUACCCAAAGGGUAAAAACGAGACACUAUUAC
Messenger RNA from Aricia agestis (brown argus), 1628 nucleotides. RefSeq names its product mitochondrial dicarboxylate carrier (gene Dic1). Gene Ontology annotation, biological process: phosphate ion transmembrane transport; thiosulfate transport; malate transmembrane transport. Lineage: Eukaryota; Metazoa; Arthropoda; Insecta; Lepidoptera; Lycaenidae. Gene Ontology annotation, molecular function: thiosulfate transmembrane transporter activity; sulfate transmembrane transporter activity; antiporter activity. Bases 250 to 1125 code for a protein of 291 amino acids. The transcript has 5 exons. The record is from RefSeq and is a predicted model, not a curated record.